AACCCCAAUCCGGCUUUCAACUUCCUCAAUAACGGUCCUCCUCCUCUCUCUCUCUCUCUCUCUCUCCACAACAGUUGAACAUUUUAGACAGAAAACGACAGAUAGGAGCAUUGGAAGUUCUAAGAAAUGGGUAUUUUUCUCUCUGCGCAACAGUCAGCCAGAAAAUAAGACAGAUAGGAUCAUUGGAAGUUCUUAGAAAUGGGUAUGCAGCUCUUUGCAAAUCAUCAACAAAAUCAACUUCUGAUACCUCCAAAAUUGCAUAAAUUAUCUCACACUGAUAAGGAUUUGGUGCUAUAUCCAUUCCAUCGGAGUAAUGGAACCAAGAACCAACAUAAGCAAGGAAAAGCUUUUGGUUUGAGUCAUGCUGAUAGAAGAAUUGAAGCAUCAUCAAGCAACAACAUAGCUGCACCAUUGUGGGAUGAUUGGCAACCAGAGAAGGGUUCUAAAUCUCCUUCCCUCAGCGACGUCCUUUGGCCAUCCGCAGGGGCAUUUGCAGCAAUGGCUGUACUUGGAAAGAUGGACCAAAUGUUGGCGCCAAAAGGACUUUCAAUGACAAUUGCACCCUUGGGAGCUGUUUGUGCUGUCCUCUUUGGCACUCCCUCCUCCCCUGCUGCUCGGAAAUACAAUAUGUUUAUGGCUCAAAUAGGUUGUGCGGCAAUUGGUGUUUUAUCAUUCUCUGUAUUGGGGCCGGGUUGGCUAGCUAGGAGCACUGGCCUUGCUGCAGCCAUUGCUUUCAUGAUUUGCACACGUUCGAUACAUCCACCAGCUGCAAGUUUGCCAUUACUGUUUGUCGAUGGAGCUAAGCUGCAUCACUUGAAUUUAUGGUAUACUUUGUUCCCUGGGGCUACUGCUUGCAUUCUGCUGUGUGUAAUUCAAGAGAUGGUGUUAUACUUGAAGAGCAAGUUCAAAUUUUGAUACGGGACCAAUGCUUUUUUCUCAAAAUGCGAAGAGUUAUUCAGACUUUACUGUACUCUAAGCAAGCAGCUACUGAGGUACGAUGGAGACUACCAAUGUAGAUACAGAUUGCGCACGCUGCUGGACAUGUCUGGUAUUGUCAAAUCUUACAUAUCCACCUUCAAGCCCCAUGGAUUCAUGUAGUGUUGUGGAAAGAUUAAAGCAUUGAUGCUUUUUAAGUGCAGAGAGAUAAAAGAUCAUGGGAGAGUGAUUGAUAGUCAUGAGAAGAUGCACUAGUUUUGUUAUUUAUCCCUCCUCACCCUUGGGUUUAAAAUAUCCAGAUUAGAAGAGUUAAGUGGACUUUUUAAAUCGGGUCGAAUAUUUCAAUGACUACUUUGAUGGCAUUGUCUUUUUGCCGACCAGAUUAGAGAAAUGUGGGGCCCCAGAUUAUUUUUAGCCAGUUCAACCCAAUAAUCUCCCUUUCUCUAGGUUGCAAGAAAGUUGUGAG
Molecule: messenger RNA, 1402 nt
Organism: Ilex paraguariensis (yerba mate)
Lineage: Eukaryota; Viridiplantae; Streptophyta; Magnoliopsida; Aquifoliales; Aquifoliaceae
Source: the annotation of a GenBank genome assembly